Messenger RNA from Molossus molossus (Pallas's mastiff bat), 1389 nucleotides. Its product is annotated as cytochrome b561 domain-containing protein 2. Bases 413 to 1081 code for a protein of 222 amino acids. Gene Ontology annotation, cellular component: endoplasmic reticulum. Gene Ontology annotation, molecular function: transmembrane monodehydroascorbate reductase activity. The record is from RefSeq and is a predicted model, not a curated record. NCBI's taxonomy places the organism in Eukaryota, Metazoa, Chordata, Mammalia, Chiroptera, Molossidae. The transcript has 3 exons.
CGUGGAGGGGAAGCAUGCCUGCGGCAGUGAGGAGGCUGCGCGCGAAGGGCUUCAGGCUGCAAUUUGGUCACAGCUGGGAACUACAAUUCCCGUAGUGCUUCAGGCCCUGUCAGCUGGCGCUCCCGCCUGGCGACGGCGUGGUGCACGCCGGGAUUUAUAGUCUAUUACAGGCUUUGCGCAUCCUACCUGGAAGGUGGGCCGGUGAUCACAGUUCAGAUGCAGGUACAUGCCGCCUGCCAGGCCGCCGGUCCUCGACUAUUGUUGGUGCCAGUCUUUCUACUUUCACUUCUUGGAAGAGAGUGGCAUUCCUGCCCUGUAACACUUGCUCCAGUGAGAGGAGUGGACCGCGGGCAUCCGAGACCCUUGCUUACUCUACUAUGCUUUCAGGCUACAGCUACCGGCCUGGUUGACCAUGGCCCUUUCUGUGGAGACGGAGUCGCACAUCUAUCGAGCUCUACGCACUGCCUCUGGGGCUGCUGCCCACCUUGUGGCCCUGGGCUUCACCAUCUUUGUGGCUGUGCUUGCCAGGCCUGGCUCCAGUCUGUUCUCCUGGCACCCUGUGCUUAUGUCUCUGGCUUUUUCUUUCCUGAUGACCGAGGCAUUGCUGGUGUUCUCUCCUGAGAGUUCGCUGUUUCGCUCCCUCGCGCGGAAAGGCCGAGCACGCUGCCACUGGAUACUCCAGUUGCUGGCCCUACUGUGUGCACUGCUGGGCUUGGGCCUUGUCAUCCUCCACAAGGAACAACUUGGCAAACCCCACCUGGCCACAUGGCAUGGGCGGGCAGGGCUGCUAGCUGUGCUGUGGGCAGGGCUGCAGUGCUCAGGUGGGGUGGGGCUCCUCUACCCCAAACUGCUGCCCCGGUGGCCCCUGGCCAAACUCAAGCUGUACCAUGCCACUUCUGGGCUAGUGGGCUACCUUCUGGGUUGUGCCAGCCUCUUGCUGGGCAUGUGCUCACUUUGGUUCACUGCCACAGUCACUGGUGGGGUCUGGUACCUGGCUAUGCUAUGCCCUGUCAUUACCAGCUUGGUCAUCAUGAACCAGGUGAGCAAUGCCUACUUGUACCGCAAAAGGAUUCAGCCAUGAUCUCUUCUCAGCCUCGAAGCCUGGAUUUGCCCCAGUGUAGGAACUGGGGCCGGGACCUCCUGGAGUUUUUCAACUGACUAGGUCACAGGGACACCUCAGACACUGGGGCACUCAACGUUGAGUCUUGUGUGUGACAUUUGUGCUUCUCCUCACACUGGAGUGCCUCCUCCUUCCUCAUUGCUCUACCAUCCCAGAGGAGCUCUUGGAUCAUGUGUCUGGAUGAAACUGGAAUUGCAAGACUGCCUUCCCAGCAGCUCAACUCCUACUUGUAUUGGUAUGUCCACAAAUUACAGGAGAAAAAAAAUUAC